Molecule: messenger RNA, 10782 nt
Organism: Drosophila elegans
Lineage: Eukaryota; Metazoa; Arthropoda; Insecta; Diptera; Drosophilidae
Product: serine/arginine repetitive matrix protein 2
Exons: 9
Coding region: 128-9718 (3196 amino acids)
Cellular component (GO): endoplasmic reticulum
Source: RefSeq, a predicted model, not a curated record
UCUUCGGUUACCUUUUUGUAAAAAAAGAAAAAAGUAAAAAAAUUCCCAGGCAGCUCAAGACCAAUGUGUGUAAGUUUAAAUUAAAAGUAAUCCACGAACUGCUGAGCCUUAUCAUCAAUCCGAAGAAAUGAGUGAAACCAAGAAGCUACUCGAUGCAUUGCUAUGCGACAUCUACGGCAGGCAGGAGCAGUUGGCCAAGCGCAUGAGACGCUGCCGUAGGGAUCCUGUCUUUCGCUGCCGAUCCUCGAAGGAGAAGAAAGGACAAUUGGCCCGAUUGGCCAGCGGCAUGGUCGGCAAUCGGUCCACCCUGGAGCGUUUGGAUGUGCGCAAUCUGAUUGAUGUGUGCGCCAUCCUGAAGGUGGAGAUCCUGAUGUUGGGGUAUUUGCUGGAAAGAGUCCUUUUGGCCAGAGAUCGCCUGCAGCGGCAUCAGGAGGUACUCUGCGAGUUCGUCACCGCUGUGCUAGUCGUUGAGAGCGACGAUGCACAGCCUAAGAUGCGUUUUAGCCUCUCGCCACCGCCACAGAAAGCCAUUAGCAGUGCCCGCCUAACCUCGCCCACCGGCAACAAUAGAAGCCCCAACAGCACCAGCACCAGCACCAGCACCAGCACCAGCAUUGUAACUAUGCUGGCCCGCAAUGGCGGAAGUCACGGCACCAGCCCCACCGCCUCCGGAUCCGGAUCCGCCGCCUCCGCUGCCGCCGACGACGAAGCCACCUCGGACUACAAUCAGUGGCUGCAUGCCAUGAAGCUGGUGGCCCGCCUGCCCGGAGGCACUCCACCCGAGUUCCGGCGCAAGUUGUGGCUGUCGCUGGCGGACAAGUACCUCAAGUCAAAAAACGUGGACUGGGCGCAGCAGCGCGAGAAGUGCUUCUGCGAGGAGUGGCGCGAGGACGACGAGGAGCUGGGAAUCCAAAUAGUCAAGGAUCUGCAUCGCACUGGCUCGAAUCUGUGCACCGGCCCCGCGGGCUCCAUAAACCAGGCCAAGCUGAAGCGCAUCCUGCUCGGCUAUGCGCGCUACAAUCCCGAGGUGGGCUAUUGCCAGGGCUUCAACAUGCUGGGCGCCCUCAUAUUGCAGGUGAUGGACAAGGAGGAGGAGGAGUCCAUGAAGGUCAUGAUUUACCUGGUGGAGGGCGUGCUGCCCACGGGCUACUUCUGUGGCUCGAUGGGCGGGCUGCAGGCGGAUAUGGGCGUCUUUCGGGAGCUGAUGCAGACGCGACUGCCGCGCCUGGCAAAGCACCUGCAGCGACUCCAGGGACCCGUGGAGAACGCCUUCGAGCCGCCGCUGACGAACGUCUUCACCAUGCAGUGGUUCCUCACCAUGUUCUGCACCUGCCUGCCCAUGUCCUGCGUCCUGCGCGUCUGGGACCUGGUGCUCAUCGAGGGCAGCGACGUCCUACUGCGCACAGCCCUCGUCCUCUGGAGUUUGCUCGAAGAGCGUGUACUCAGUGUCCGAUCUGCGGAUGAGUUCUAUGGCAAGAUGGGAUCCUACUCCAGUGAGCUUCUAAAUGGACAUCUGGUGGACUCGAAUGGACUUAUUGAACGUGUGGUGAAGCUAGGAGCCAUUGCGGACCUGAGGCAGCUGAGGGAUAAGCACCUCUACAACAUAGCCCCUCUGCGUAACAAACAGGGAUUGCAGCUUUACUACGACGAGGAGGACACCCAUUCGGAUGAGGAGCGCAUGGCGGUGGCCACCGUUUUUGGCUUGAAUUGGGGCAGACGUGGAUCUGUGGGUCCGGCGGCGGCGACUGGGAAACAGCAAGUGGAGCAGAAGGACCGCCUGGCCUUGGACAUAUCCCUGCUGAAGAAGCAGUAUGAUCGGCUGAGGGAGCGCCAGAAACAGGCUCAUGUCAUCCUAACCACAGCCUGCUCCACGGCGGCCCGUCAAGGAUCUGGUCCGGCGAGCAGUUCCCAGACGGCUGUGCAAGUGAAUCAAUUGCUUCUCGGGCGCCCGGCCAUCGUGACCAACAAGGGGAAACGGGUUGGAGCACCGUUGGGCGCCAUUCCGCCCGCUCGAAAGCCAUCUCUUCCGGCAGUCCUUCACACCAAACCCGCCUCAGAAAAGCAGCUGAGAAGGGGGGAGACCCUGCUCUGGCGGGAUACCGACACCAGCCAAAGGCGACGGGACAGUCUGACCUGGAAGGAGAUCAAGGCGGAUCGGGCGGCCAUGGUGCGGGAGGGCAUUGAUGUGGGCACUGCAAAGACCCAGAAGCUGCGCACGCGUUUCGGCAAGAGCGAAAGCUCCUCAUACAGCGAGGAAAGCGAUGGAGAGCAGGAGGCCGGGGCAGGAGGAGGCUCUAGCACGGACACCAGCCUCUGCGACGAUGACGACCCAAAGUCCACUGAGAAAAGUCCCAAGCACAAGGCGAAGCUGGCUCGCAAGCUCAAGGAGCAGAAGCAGCUGACCGGCUCCAGGGAUGCGAGCUUGGAGCGACAGCGACCCAAAUCCUGGGCUCCCAGCAGUCACGAGAUUCCCUUCAUGCUGAUGGGCACGGACAGUGGCGAUGAGAAGGAGCCGGCCGUCAAGGAGGAGGUGGAUCCUGUAGAUUUGGGCGAGGACAGUGCCACGGAAAGCGGUCGUUUUGGCUUUGACAAGGAACUGGAUUUGGUCAGCUACAAGCUGGAGCCUCUAAACUUACAUAGCGAAACCGAGAUCCCAAUUAGUCCCAUUGGCACACCAAAAAUGAAAAGUGAAGCCGAUGAAGACUUGCUGCAAGAGCAAAAGCGUUUCGAUGUGAGCGACAAUGGGGUUACCAAUGAGUACUUCGAAAGGGUUAAUAGUGUGGAACGACCCAAUCGUUUGGAGUUAUCCUACUCGCUGAACGAAGAAGAAACAGAUACUAGUGCAAUUUACCUGGAGGAAAGGGAGAAGGUCGAGGGUCACAGUGGAGACAGGGAGAACCAAUCCUUGCCCCCUUUCCCCACAAGAGCGGAGGACGACAGUGUACAGGUGGCUGGUAAAGUACCUCAGAUUCGGGACGACAACAUUCCAGGUGAGAACAAGGACGACUACAAAGAGCUCCUGAGCAUGACGAUAGAGAAUAGUACAGGGUAUAUGCCACCACCCCCAACAGCUGGUUCAAAAAACAAUGCCACACGCAAGAGAAGGGAUCCGCGACGCAAAACACUGACUCGUUCAUCGACCAUUGAGAUCGAGGAACGCUAUCAGGCUCUAGAACGAAGGAUCAGCCAGGAUCAGCCGAAUGGUGACAGGCAGCCCAAGUACAUUCCCAGCACCGCCGCUCUGGAGGAGCGUUUCAACACCCUUGAAAAACAACUAAGUGCCGAGAAGCAGCGCAAGGAGCUAGUCGAAAUGGAUUCUGACUUUCCGAAUAAGUCCGAUCGAAUUCCCUCCACCGCCGAUCUCGAAACACGUUACAAUUCCUUAACAAAACAAAUGAGCUCCAGUGAAUCUAUUGCCAAGGCUCCCAUUGAUCUUAAGGAUGAAGAGCCGCCAGGUGGCAGCAAAUCCAAGGAGCAAAAUGAUAGCGAGAAAACCAGCAAGCUGCACAACUCCGAGGAUAUCGAAUCUGACACAAAGGAAACCACGGCCAAGUUCGAAGCCAGCGGUAACAAGGACACCGAUGGCGAUGAAAAGGGAGUCGAGCAGCCACGCCUUAAGAGACUUCCAUCAACUGCGGAGCUGGAAGAUCGUUACAAUGCCCUCGAGCGCAAGAUGAGCGUACAGAAAAGCAGCCCAUCCAAAAAUAAGAAAGAACCACCCGAUGAAGAGUCGUCCAAAGUAGCAAAAGAGCCACAAGAGUCCGUAAAGACAAGGCAGAAGUCCAAAGACAGUGAAACACCCGCUGCUGCAGAGGACUCCCAAGAUAGUCAACAGAAAAGACUUGAAACUAAGAUAAGUCCUGUAUCACCAAAGAAAUUCGAGGAUCAGGACAAUACCUCCAGUAAAAUUGAGUCCCCUAAACCUAAAGAAAAGUCUGUAGGCGAAAGCUCCAAAUCAGCAGAGGAUAUCCAAAAGUCAGUAAAGUCAGUAAGUUCACCAACUAGAAAUGAAAAGAUACCGAAAACUGAUGAAACCAUAACGAAAUCUGAUGCAGAAAAAAUUGAGGAAACAAAAAAAGAGGAAGCUGUUAAGAAACCUGGUUCAGAUAAUGGCGAAACCAAGAAGAAAGAAAGUGAUUCCAAAAAGGUUGAAACCACAAAGACACCUGUUUCAGAAACUAUUGAACCUGAUAAAAAGUCUGAGUCAGAAACCAAAUCAACUAGUAAAGAAUCGGAUUUGGCAAAGACUCCCAAAAAGUCCCCGCCCUCCACAGAGGAACUGGAAAAACGUUUCAAUGCCUUGGAAAAGCAAAAGAGCACUACCAACAUAGAAACCAACAAAGAGGCUGAGCCAGCAAAGUCAUCGGCAAAAAAUCAAACAUCAAAAGUCGAAGAAAAGGCACAAAAGUCCAUGCGAUCUUUCGAUGAAAAGAUUAAAGAAGUUAAUACCACAAUAACUAAAGAGCAGAAGAAAGUUGUCGAGGAAGAUCAAUCGAAGAAGAAGCCAAAAAUUAACGAGAACUUAGAGACACCCGAAAAAAAAGUUGUUCAUACUGAGUUACCAGAUGAAGCUCAGCAAAAGGGCAAAAACCAGAGGAGAGCUUCCGAACCGCCAUCCACGGAGGAUCUGGAAAAGCGUUACGAAACCUUAAAACGUCGCAUGAGUAGCAAAAAUCAUUCGGGCACUCAAAGCGAAACUGUUGAUGAAGCUCUCGAAAGGAUUCAACAGGAGGUGAUCUCGGAGUCAGCGGAGGAAAAGAAGCCCCCGCCGUCGACAGAGGAUCUGGAGAGUCGCUUUGAGGCACUGCAUGGGGGUGAGAAGAGCACCAAGCCCAAGCACAUCGAUGUGGCCAUCGAGGCGCACAUUCCAGAGCCACCUCCACCACCUCCGCCACCGAAGGAGCGUGCCAUCCUGGCCGAACCCGUGCUCCACCAACAACAGGCUCUGAUCGAGGAGCUGCAGAGCAAGAUGCGUGGCCAAUCACCCGGCGAGGAGAACCUCAAGCCCAGCGAGAUAAAUCCGCAGAGGAGGCAGCGGCCACAUCAUCAUCUGCUCCAACGACCCGCGCCCAUGGGCGAUGAGACCUCGGAAGCACCUGCAAACACGGCUUACUACAGAGCAGCAAACCAUGAGGCCUGGCAGCAGCGCAUGGUGCGUCGGUUCUCUGAUUUACCCUCCCGGGCCGAUCUGGAGAACCGAUUGCAGUUCCUGGAGAGGCAACUCUACAAGAAGUUCUACAAGCAGCGCUGUGCAAGUGAUUCCGAAGUUGCAUCGAAGGUCAAGCUCCCGCCCGAUGACCAGCCCAGCACCUCCCAUCAGGCCAGGGCCCUGGAGGGCGAGGCUCUGCUGGAGCAGCGUGUCCUGGCGCUGGAAAAGCAGCUGAGCGAGAACAGUCUCAAGCUGCUGGAGGCAAUGAGGGAGCGUCAGAGGUCAGCGGCCCCCCGCAGCGAUGACAGUGACUCCCCAAGGCGGCUGAGCACGGAAAUGAUCGACGCCACUGGCAAGGAGCUCGUUCGAUACACCCAGAACAUUGGCGAGCUGGAGGAAGUGGACGCCAACAAGCCCAUCAACAUUAGCAUCAAUAUCAAAAUGCUGCUCAACAAGGAUUGUGGUGAGCCCAAGCCGCCGAAGGGUGAGUCCAAGCCCUCAACCGAAGAUCUGGCGCGUCGCCUGGAGCAAUUGGAGCAGCAAUUGUUGGAGGAGCGGGCCAAAAAUGGCACUAUCCCUGCUGAGAAUGAAGUGCCGGAGGCGAAACCAGAAAAACCAGAGGAUAGUGACGCCUGCAAAAAGCAGGAGAAGAACUGCCACAAUCUCCAUGUGAAAAGCGACGAAGCUGAGAAGUUAGAAGAGCCGCUUGUCGGAAAAACGGAACCGGAGGCGGCAAAGGAAACCAAGACCUUGCAAAACGAAGAGAAAGCUCAAGCUCGAGCCAAAGAGGUGGUUACUGAAAACCUUGGCGAGAAAGAACAAACAGUUGUUGAAGUAAAUCCAGUCAAGGAGAUAGCCGUAGUGAAAGCCAAGUCUCCUAUGACAGAAAAAUCAAAGGAUGAUACUAAAAAGGAAACGGAAUCAAGUAAGGCAGAAAAAAGCAAGGAGAAAUCCUCCCAAAUUCAACCUGCUUUGGAAAAGUCUUCAGCAUCUGAUUCCAAACCCAAGGAAGCCCCUUCCAAAGAAGUUCCCACCAAUAAAGUGGACAAUAUCAAAAAGGAGGACUCCAAAUCCAAGGAAAAGCCAUCAUCUAAUAAACUCGAAAAUUCAAAUGUUGAAACAAUCGAAUCAAAGGAAACCACUACAGCAGAGAUCCCGACCAGUAAAGAAUCAGCCAAGCAACUGCCAGAAAAAAAAGAAACUAGCAAAGAUUCUUCGGCAAAAGAAAUGCCCGACAAAAUGGUGAUCAAUGCCACCGAUCUUGGACCAGUGGACGCAAAUAGCAAAACUGUAGUGCUACUCAUGGACAACGAGCCCAGAGCUUCAAAAGUGAGGCGAUUGACUAGAGCCAACACUGAGGAACUGGAAGAUCUAUUCCAGGCUCUAGAAAAGCAGCUCAAUGAUCGCAAUCUCAUCAAAUCCGAAGAUGGUCGCCUGAUACGAGCCGAUAGCAGCAAGCCAAGUGCGGAGGAAGUGGAGCAGGCUCAAGCUAUUUGUGAUCUCACAAAAGAAAUUGAGGAUUUCACUAGCGCCAAGCCGGAGGAGAAGCCCAAGCCAAAGGAGCCCGCAAAAGAGGACAAACCAAAGGCUGAAGAGCCGGAGGACUACGACUGGGGACCCAACACUGUGAAACACCACCUAAAACGUAGAACAGUCCACCUGCCUUCCACCAAAGAGCUGGAAUCGCGCUUCCGCUCCUUGGAACGUCAAAUCAAACUGCUGGAGGAUGUGGAGAAAAUCGAUGUCGAGCAGCGAUUGAAUGAGAUCGAACGGAAAAUAAAGCUGCAGUAUUCGCUUUCCCACGAAACGGACUUGAACAAGUACUUGGAGCUUUGUGAGGGCAAGGGUCUGGAUGACGAGGAGGCAUUGCCUUUGGAAACCACCACAAAAGCGGAGGAAACUGCAACGGUCAGAGAUCGUUCGCGCAGUCCUGGACGCAAGGUGGCCAGUAAAUCUCCGUAUACAUCUCCUUCUCGCAAUGCUGCCUCUAAAUCUCCCUACACAUCUCCUUCCCGGAAGGCUGCUAUUAAGUCUCCUUACACCUCUCCUUCGCGAAAGUCAGCCAAGUCGCCUUACACUUCGCCCUCCAGACAUCGACAGAGAUCACCUUCUCCAACGCGCUCACCCGAAAGAAAGUCCAAGAGGAGUCCCUACACCUCUCCACUUCGUCGCAAGCCGCAUCCCAACGACCUUCCAAUCUCCGAUGACCUGGAGUACAAAUAUCGGGUACUUGAUUUGGUAAGAUCCAAAUCGAAGGAAAACUUGGCCAAGCGAAUGAACGACCCGAACAGGAAACCGGCCAUUCAUCCUCUCGAAAUGAUUCUAAGCCCCAGUCCGGAUGACAGUGCAAUACCCACAACAGGAGAACUGGAGCACAGGAUACGAGUCCUCGAUGGCAAGCUCAAGUCGCCGGCCAAAGCCCGACCCAAGUCUCGCUCCCGAUCGCCCACCAUCGAUGACAUAAAGCGUCAGAAGAUGCGCGAUGAGCAAAAGCCCAGGACACCGGUGCACAAUCUGGAGAGAAUAGUCAGUUCUCCUGGCAGACCAGAGCCACCCACUGCCGAGGAGCUCGAGGAGCGCAUACGCAUCCUGGAGCAGGAGCACAAGUUUGACUUCAAGACCCAGAAGGACUACAAGGCAUUCAAUCAAAAGCUCAAGGACGUCAUCUCACCCUCGCUCUCCUUCGAGGAAUUCCGGGCCGCCAAGUCCCGGGAGCAAAGUCCCCGCCGCCAAGGCGCCACUACACCCAAGUCUGCCCUACGUCGUGACGAUUUCGAUGAGGGCUACUCGGGCAGCACCACCCACUACCGCCCCACCAGCCCCAAGGUGAUUCGGUUCCGGGACGAGGACGAAGACGAGGACCAGUUUCAGGAGGCGCCCAGGUCAAAAUCGCGCCACAACAGCGAUCGAAUGGUGGGCAGAACUAAUGAGGUUUUGGACUGUAUAACGGAGAACAAUAAAAUUCUUCAACGUAUUCUUAAGAAGACUCUUGCAGAUCAACCAUCGGCCACGCGCAGCUACGCCAGCAGCUCGGAGGGUCUGGACGCCUUGGGUAGCCGCCUCAUGAGGGAGACCUCCCCGAUCACCCGAACUGGGACCCAUACGGGCGUACCGCUGCGAACGGGGGAGAACAUCAACGAUCGCCUGAGUUCCAUCAAGAACUCGAUCAAAUCGAUCGACAGCUUGUGCGAGGAGAAGCCCUACCAGAAGGAGAAGUGCCAGCGGUACAUCGACUCGCUCUUCUCGGACUCGCUGCACUUCGCCAGCAAGAAGAGCUCCAUGGAGGAUCUCAGCCUGAGCAGGAGUCUGAGUCGCAGCGAGAGCAGGGGAAGAAGUAUUCACCGAUCUGGGGACUAUGCUCCCUCCAUUAGGAUCACCUCAGAGCAUCGGUCCUUGGGGUCGGCGGAGUCGCGAAGGAGUCCACUGGGCACUAGGGACAGGGAUACGAGUCCCCUGCACCACCGAUCACACAGGGAGGUGAGCAGGGAGCUUUCCCCGCAGCGGAGGAGGCGUCUGGAGGAGGAGGACGAGGAGCGUAAGGAUCGGGAGAGCAGUAGGGUAAGACGUGAUAACUUGUUGCCAAAUUAUUUUGCUGAUAAUCGUAGCGAACUAAGUAGCGGGAAUAGUUUAACCGGGUUUAACCACAAAGUAGAUAGACAACUAGAAGAGACGUGCGCCAAGUACGCGGACGAUGCCCGACGCUCGGCCUGUCGCACACCGCUGAGCCACCCGUAUGAGUCCCGCACCACAGCCACACGCCUCCACCACACAGAUCCAGUCCAGAUCCAAGCCACCACAACGGGAUCGAGCUCGGGCUCUGGCUCGGGCACCAGUGCAGUCGAUAGUUUCCCCCGGCCCGUGUCGCCCUACCGCCAGCCGUACGAUCCCCACCACCACAGAUCCCCCGGUGGUGCCGGCGGCACACCCCUCUACCAGCCCGGCAAGCUGGAGAUCCGCCACACCACCGUGACCUCGACCUUCUACGAUCGGUUCCUCACCGAGAAACAGAUCGAGCGGCAGACCCACUCCCGCCCGCCCAGCCGCUCGCCAGUGGUUUCGCCCUCGGUGCCGGCCAAAAGCUACGGAGACUUGGGCACCACCACUCCAGCCACAUCCAGCACCACCGCUUCGAGCACCUCCUCAUUCAUGUCCAGCAGCUAUGCGGGCCCCUCCUCUUCGCUGCCCUCGGGCAACAACUACUCCUAUCUGGGCACCUCCUCCAUUACGCCCAGGGCCAGUUGCUUAGACCUUCGCUCCACGACCACAGUCACAGGCACCGCCACAUCCAUAACCACCACCACCAAAACCACUUCUUCGUACGUGCCGUACAAUUUCAGCAGCUCCUUCACCUCUCGCUUCAGCGAACCCACUACCACUUGCUCGGCGAGCGUAGUGAGUACCAGUUCCCUCACCCAUUCCACCGGGGUCUACAAUCCCAUGAUGUCGUUCACUCUGAGGGAACCACUUGGCGGCAGUUCCCUGGGUGGUUCAAGUGCCUCCCCCCUGCUUCCCUUUCAGUUUAACAGAACUUUCACCUCCAACUUCGACAAGGAGCAGAACAAACAAUAGACAUGUACCGGGAGUCACAUCAAUCGUUAACCGAAGGUUGUCCAUACACAUUUGAAGCCCCCAUUCAAAAUUUAUUCGAUACAGAACUCGAACAAAUUAAGCUCAAAAAUUUUUAUACUGAGGGAAAAAUCAGUCUUUAAACAAUAAUAUUAUAAAAUAUAUUUUCUAGCCAGAAUAUAACAAAAUAUAACUUGGUUUUCUUAUUAACCCUUAAGUUCAGUAAUUCUUACAAAUAAGAAAUAAAUAAUUAUUGAAUGUUCUGCUUUUUUGACUUGUACUGUAUUAAUUAAAAUUGUUGUCCUGGUUUUGGAUCGAUUUUUAUCUCAGUAAACUUAACUCUCGCAAAGCAAUAUAAAUAUAGUAAAUAUUAUAAACAGUUUUAGGCAAAAAUAAACCCAACUACAUAUAUAACAUAUAUCUCUAUAAAUAUAUACAAACCUUGCAAAUCGGAUAUUUACUCUUCAAGCCACUCUUGCACCAAACCAUUUUGGCUUCUUGCAACUUACCUCAUCUACAUUGACAGCACCAGCAACUCAACUGAUCAUAACUUAGCAAAGAUUUUUAUACAAAAUAUAUAUCUACAUAUAUACAAAGAGUAUAUCUAUCGAAACUGUAACCAAAUGUGAAGAGGGCAAAUAUUAUUCGAUCCUUUUUCAGUGUUAACCAAAGUUUAGCUCUAAUUCCUUUAGACACCACACUCAAUUAAACUUAAACUUUUCCUUAAUAUUAACUAAACAAUUUACACAGUAUCCAGAAAAAUACACACACUUUAAAAUGGUGUUAAACUCUCAGUGCAUUUGUGGGCCGAGUUAGUCGAGGAUGCUAAAGCAAAAUGAUUAAUCAAAUUACGUUUACCGACUGAAACGAGCCGUAAAUUAGUUUACCAACAUUGUUAGAUAUACACGCAGCCAUAUAUGUACCUAUACCAAUUGAACGAUAUAUAUUGUAUUUAAUUACGUACCGAUUGCAGUUGUUGAAUUUCAAUUACGGAAAAGGCACGAUAACGAUUUUGAAUAAGCAAGUAAACCCAAAUAAUGCAAAUGGCUAUAAAAACAAAUAUCAAU